AUGUCAAUAUUUGUACUAUUAUCAUUGCUUCUGUCUGCGGUGCAAGAAUUAGCAGCGACGCUGGAAGCUGCAGUUGAGCCUGUUACAACAACCUAUAAAAUCGAAGGGCAGGUCGUUUUUCCGGAAUCAGUUACUGCUCAAAAAGGCAGACUAGGUCCAAGUCGUGUAUUGGUGAAUUAUGACUUUAAGCACGUCGCAUUUGUAAGAGAAGAUGGCUCGUUUGUAGUUUCUGGAGUUCCACCAGGUUCUUAUAUUAUUGAAAUUUCAAACAUUGAUUAUGCUUUUGAACCAGUACGAGUUGAUAUUACCUCGAAGGGUAAAAUAAGAGCGCGGCGACUGAAUUUGUUGCAGCCGUCACUGGUGUCUUCCCUUCCAUAUCCUUUGCAUUUGAAUGCAGUUCACCAAAUUAUUUAUUUUCGACCUCGAGAAGAAUGGCAUUUAACAGAUAUGCUAACUAAUCCAAUGGUUCUAAUGAUGGUUGUACCUCUUGUUCUACUUGUUAUAUUGCCAAAGCUUAUUAAUGCAAAUGAUCCUGAAGUCAAGAAAGAGAUGGCUAAAACUAUGCCACAAGUGGAUGUGCCCGAUGUUUCGGAAAUGUUAGCUUCAUGGCUUGGUGGAUAUCCAAAAAAAACGAGAAAAGCGGCAACAGGAAACAAAAAACGGCAAUGA
Molecule: messenger RNA, 669 nt
Organism: Cercopithifilaria johnstoni
Lineage: Eukaryota; Metazoa; Nematoda; Chromadorea; Rhabditida; Onchocercidae
Source: the annotation of a GenBank genome assembly